ACCACCAUGCCAUAUAAAUCUCGCUGGAGCAUCGACGUCCCGAACACCCACCUUGCUUCACUCCUGCUCACUUCCCCCACAGCUCCCCUGUCGCAAACACAUCGAUGCUUUACUGAAGCCGCCCGCCCGGACACGCACUACUUCACGACCCAUGACUUCCGACUUUGGAGCCAGCGGUUCGCCGCAGGACUGCACAAGUCGGGCCUCAAGCCUGGUGAUCGGGUACUACUCUUCUCUGGAAACGACAUCUUCUUUCCCGUCGUCUUCAUGGGCAGCAUCAUGGCGGGCGCCAUUUUCACGGGCGCCAACCCGACUUAUGUAGCCCGCGAACUGGCCUUCCAGCUCCAGGACAGCGGAGCAACGUACCUGAUCUGCGCCGGAGCUGUAUUAGACACGGGCAUCGAGGCAGCGAAACUGGCGGGCUUAAGCCGAGACCGAGUCUUCAUCUUUGACAAUGCGAUCUAUGAAGGUCAGGGCCAACCGUCGAAGGGCUGUCGGUAUUGGGGGGAGCUGGUGGCAAGUCCCGAGGAAGGACGCGGCUUCGCAUGGGAGGAAUUGAACACACCUGAAAAGGCAAAUACCACCCUUGUGCUGAAUUAUUCCAGCGGGACAACGGGCCGACCCAAGGGCGUGGAAAUCACGCAUAAAAACUAUUGCGCCAAUAUGUUGCAGUAUACGCACCUGGCCAGUUUGCAUCCGGAUUACGCCCAGAAGCUAACUCGGGCGCGCUGGCUGUGUUUCUUGCCACUGUAUCAUGCAAUGGCGCAGAAUAUAUUCAUUGCGGCUGCGUUGUAUCGCCAGACGCCUGUGUAUAUGAUGCCAAAAUUUGAUUUUGUCAAGAUGUUGGAGUAUACGCAGAAGUUUCGCGUGACGGAUCUGAUUCUCGUGCCGCCGGUUGUAGUUUUGCUGGCCAAACAUCCGGCUGUGAAGAACUAUGAUCUGAGUAGCGUCGAGUCUGUGGGUAGCGGCGCCGCGCCGCUCGGGCGAGAAGUUUGUGUGGAGGUGGAGAAGUUGUGGCCGGAAGGCAAAAUUAACAUCAAGCAGGGGUGGGGGAUGACCGAGGCAACCUGCUCCAUCCUCGGAUGGGAUCCGAGAGAGAAGAGUCAUUCAGCCUCAGUGGGGGAGCCUAAUGCCAACUGUGAAGCCAAGAUUGUAGGCGAGGAUGGUAUCACCGAAGUUUCUGGACGCAACCAACGCGGUGAGUUGUUGGUCCGCGGACAAAACGUCAUGAAGGGAUAUUGGCGCAACCACGAGGCAACCCUGCAGACCAAGACUGAGGAUGAGUGGCUUCGGACAGGCGACAUUGCCUAUGUGGAUGACCAGGGCAAGUUCCAUGUUGUGGACCGAAUGAAGGAGUUGAUCAAGGUCAAGGGCAACCAGGUGGCCCCGGCUGAACUGGAGGCCCUGCUGUUGGAGCAUCCAGCCGUAGCAGAUGUGGCCGUCGUGGGCGCCGUGAUCAACAACGACGAGCGGCCUCGCGCAUACGUGGUCCUCAAGCCUGGGCAGUCUGCGACGGCGGACGAGAUCGUCCGGUUCAUGGACGGUAAGGUCUCCGCCAUCAAGCGGAUCACCGGCGGGGUCAUGUUCCUCGAGGCAAUUCCGAAGAACCCAUCGGGGAAGAUCCUACGCGAAGCGCUGCGCGAGCAAGCCCAGACAGAGCUGAAGCAAGGUGCCACAGCCAAACUCUAG
This is a messenger RNA of Penicillium argentinense, 1689 nucleotides long. Its product is annotated as acyl--CoA ligase. The annotation marks the transcript as partial. Gene Ontology annotation, molecular function: CoA-ligase activity. The transcript has 4 exons. NCBI's taxonomy places the organism in Eukaryota, Fungi, Ascomycota, Eurotiomycetes, Eurotiales, Aspergillaceae. The record is from RefSeq and is a predicted model, not a curated record. Gene Ontology annotation, biological process: secondary metabolic process.